AUGGAUUUGGCAAGCGCCCUGGUCCGGAGCGUUGUUCGCGCUUUCUACGAAACCCGUCAGAUUCUGGUGGUCGAUGCGCUGUUUAUACACUCGGUACUUCAUGCCGAAGACCUCGCGCAUCUACUCGGCAUGCAGCAGAAGGAUUUGCGGAAGCUUUGUUCUAAAUUGCGGGAAGACCGCCUUAUAGCAGUUCAUACACGAAGUGAAAUUCGUGAAGGUUCAACUCGGCCCGUGAACCGCGAUUACUACUAUAUCCCGCUGCACCCAGUCAUUGACGCAAUCAAAUAUCGAGUACUUCGUUUAACGUCCACAAUCAAAGCGCAGUAUACGCCGAGCGAGGAUCGGAAGGAAUAUAUAUGUCUACGAUGUGGAUCAGAGUGGACCGAACUCGACGUUCUUAGUCUCUACAGCGAUGAAGGAUUCGAAUGUCAAUCCUGCGGUGCUAUUUUGGAACGUACUGAAGAUGUCAAAGGCACGGAGGGCCUCGACCGUACGGGUCACGAGAAGAAUAGUAAACUAAUGGCUCAACUGGAAGCAUUUACAACUCUGCUCAAACAAAUCGACGCAACAGAUAUUCCGAUCAACGAUUUUGAGACCGCAUGGGAUCACAAGGUCGAAGUGAUUCGCAACCAACAAACCCAUCCCUCAAAACCUGCCAUCGCUGCAGCAGCGAAACAACCAGCAGCAGUUCGCGGGAUCCAGAGAGUUGACGCAGCCGCAAUUGAAGUGUCGGUCCAGUCGUCGGCCGAGAAAACCGCCGCCGAACAAGAGGCAGACGCAGCUCGCAAAGCGGCUUUUGAGAAACAAAACGCUCUCCCCGUCUGGCAUACUCAUUCAACCGUUUCCACUACCGCCGGUAACGUGGGCCAAAUGAAGGCCGAAACAGACGCGGAAGUCAAAGCCGAAAUCAAAGAUGAAGGCGAUGAGGCAAAACCAAGCAUGGAUGCGCUGGACGACAUCGCAGCAUAUUACGCCGAGAUCGCCAAAGCCAAAGCCGAAGAAGCAACCUCGCCGGAUGAAGAUGACUCUGAUGAUGAGGAUGAAGACGAUUUUGAGGAUAUCUCUGUUGUAGGCACACCGGCCGCGACUACACUUGGCCAAGGCCCAACCAGUGCGCCGGCUUUGGGACGCUCCCCCAUGGCUGGAAUCAAACGAGAAUUGGAAUCAGAGUCCGGUAGUAGUGCGCCUCAAACUGCCACCGAUACGCCUGCUACUCCAGCCGAUGAUGGUCCGGUUUCUAAGAAGAUCAAAACGGAGGAAGACUCUGUCAAGAAAGAGGAAGAAUCCGAUGAAGACGAAGAAUUUGAGGACGUUUCGUGA
This is a messenger RNA of Talaromyces marneffei, 1320 nucleotides long. RefSeq lists its product as uncharacterized. The record is from RefSeq and is a predicted model, not a curated record. Gene Ontology annotation, cellular component: transcription factor TFIIE complex. The transcript is spliced from 3 exons. NCBI's taxonomy places the organism in Eukaryota, Fungi, Ascomycota, Eurotiomycetes, Eurotiales, Trichocomaceae. Gene Ontology annotation, biological process: transcription open complex formation at RNA polymerase II promoter; transcription initiation at RNA polymerase II promoter. Bases 1 to 1320 code for a protein of 439 amino acids.